Molecule: messenger RNA, 4596 nt
Organism: Physella acuta
Lineage: Eukaryota; Metazoa; Mollusca; Gastropoda; Physidae
Product: noelin-3-like
Biological process (GO): signal transduction
Source: RefSeq, a predicted model, not a curated record
CACCCGCGGUGGAUUCCGUCAAACCAAUUUUUUUUUCUCCAAGCCGCGAGGGGGGAUAAUCUAACGGUGCUAUAUGUGUCUGUUUUCUACAUCCACUGCAGUAAUGAGGCGAUCGCAAGGGAGGUAAACAUCUGGACAAAAGCAGAAAAGCAGGUUUCAAAGAAUCUUCUGCCAGCAAGUUCCACCGCAGACGUCUCCAGGAUGAAUGUCUUCGAGCAAAGUUUUUUCUUGGAUCAGGGCGACAUUGGAUGAAAACACACCCGCGGUAGUUGCAGCAGAGUUGCCCAGGAAACUAUUACUACGGCCUUACUUACCACCAGUCAGAUAGUGCUAAGAUAUCAGUGAAAAAAGUUGAAAGCCGUAAUCAAGCGUUUGCUUGUCUACUGUAGCUUCUGUACCUCUAUUCUGAGUUCUUUCCAUCUACUAGAGUGCUUGGCUCCUUGCUGAAAGGCCUAAACAGUCUCGCUUCCAUCAACCAUGACGUCAUACCUGACCUUCGGUAUUCUCCUGGCUCUAACCCUCUUCACCCCGGCCUUGACCUCCGAUCAGAACAACUGCACGUACGAGCUCGUCAUGCUCAAAAACAUCAUCAAGGUCAAGUGCGUCGGCUCACCGUCCGUCAUCAACGUCUACGCGGACAAAGCCCUCCUCCAAGGGGACGAGAGUUCGAAAACGGGCGACGACUACAAGAGACACGUGACCGCCCUGGGGAAGCUGACCGCCCCAGAGGGUGGCCGACACACACAUUCCAGGCAGAGGGAGGAGAUCUUCGGCCGGCAGAUGUUCGACGCGGCCCUGGCCAACGUGACGCAGCAGCUGCAGUUUGCCAGGCGGAGCUUCAGCCUGUACGCCGACUCGAUCCGGAACAUUUCCGGCCACCUGUCGGAGGGGGACCUCAAGCUCAAGCAGGACACUGACCAGCUCAAGAGCAUCACCAACUCGGCUUCAGAUCUAAAACAAGGGAUAGUGGCGGCCAUGACCAACCAGUACAACUUUAUGCGCAGCGCCCUGCUGGCCAGAAACUACGAGCUGGAGAGGUUGGUGUCGACCCUCAUUACAAUGGUAGACGCCACAUCCAUCGGCAUACAGAGCGCCAUCAGGGCCUAUAACUCAACCCUCGAACAGAUAGCCGACGUCAGUUCUACCGUCCUGAGUGUACGCAAGAUGGUGAAAGAUUUGAAGAAACGAAAUAAAACGAAAGGGGACGAUAAAAAGAACUGUCCUAAAACGGUGUCGGCCAUUGGGGCCGGGCAUUACGUCAGCGCUGACACGACCCACGGGGCCUACAUGGUGGACCCAGCCAGUACCGAUGAGGACGGGCCGGUCUACGUCAUGAAGGGGGCGGGCCGGUCGGAUAGUCUGCUGGAGUUCGAUUCGUUCGACACGUUGAUGAGGUUCGGAUCCAUGCAGCGCCACUUCGCUCUGCCGUUUGACUGUGCCGGGACGGGGCAUGCUGUGCUCAGGAAACAUUUCUUCUGCCAGCGAGCAGACACCAAUAGGAUUGUCAAGUACCACCUGAGGAAGAUGGACAUCGUGUCGGAGAUGACCUUGACCGGAGCCGUGUACGGCAACAAGUAUCCGUACAUGUCCGGAGAAAACACGGACAUUGAUCUGGCUGUGGACGAGAGAGGUCUCUGGGCCAUCUACGCCACGGAAGAAUCAGCCGGGAAAAUGGUCAUCUCAAAAAUCGACCACAAGGACAUGAGCAUCAUCUCCACCUGGAUGACCGGCUACUCCAAGGCGCACAUCGGCAACGCCUUCAUGAUCUGCGAGACCUUGUACGCCACCAACUCCCACCGCGACGUCCCCACCUACAUCAAGUACACCUACAACACGCAGACCAACAAGGAACGGUUUCUGGAUAAGGGGGAACUGCCUUUCCCGAACAGCGCACUUAUUGGUACCAACACAUCCCCCGAGGCGCACAAAUCUUCCUACACCGUCAUGCUAAAUUACGACUAUCGGAAGUCGGAGAUUCAUUCUUGGAACAAUGGUAGAAUCGAAACCUUUCCGGUUUAUUUCAAGAAAGACAACUUUUGAAAAAACUGCCGAGUAAAAAUAUUAUUUGAUUUACCUCCCCUGCACAAAUAAAGUUCUAGUCAGCGAAAAGAUACAGAGAAGUUGCUAAUACAGAAACGAAUGUUUUAUAAAGAGUGACUUUUGGAUAAUUUUGUGAAGAUUAUUUCCCUUGGAUUUUAAGUGGAGCCAGUUGGAUGUCGUUAGGAUGAAUUUCCAGAUAAUGAAUGUCCAGAUAAUGAAUGUCCAGAUAAUUAAUGACCAUAAAUAUACUCUCACUUCAAAUGUUCCGCGCCCAGCCCAUAAUGUCAAAAAAAUGUGUUGGUAGUUUCAGUGGUUUAAAAGUUAAGCGACAGUCAGGGGUCAUGGAGUUCAGAGGUCAGUUCUAGACAUCUAUGGAGUAAAGCUCUGACUGCCGUGCUUUUAAUGGUCUAGGGGAAGUAGCUGAUGAAAUUCAUGAGGUUUCUUGGCCGACUGGAUGACCUCCCUUGAAUCGUUGUUCGCUAGUUGUGCAGCGGUUCCCGAGUCUGGACGUUCUUAAUGUGGUGAUCAGUGCAGGACAAUCAGAAUUUUAAUUACAUCUUUUAUUUAUUAUGUUGAUUAAUUAUGAUGUGUUUUUCUCAUGUAUGCAAAUGCAAAGUUUAAGGACAGAUUGCGGAUAUUGACACACCUCCAAGUAGUAUUUUUAAAAUAUCCAAUGUGUUUGUUAUAUUAUGUAUUAGAAAAAUGGUAUUUGCAUGAUGUUAUGCGGGUUUAAGUUUGGUCAUAUAUACCAUGUGGUAUGUAAGAUGACAUUUGUCAGAUGACAUUUAGAUGACAUUUGUUAGGUGACAUUUGUGAGUUUGCUCUCAACUCUUGGCCCUCAUAGACGUGGACAAAAGUUUUCCAGGUGUGACAUUUGUCAGUUAGAAUUAAGGUGACAUUUGUCAGUUAAAAUUAAGGUGGCAUUUGUCAGUUACGAUUAAGGUGACAUUUGUCAGUUGGCAAUAAGUUGGCACUUAUUUUAAACAAGCAGGUUAGUCCAGUACUAGUCAGCUUUCAGUGCAAUUUUCUGUCUGCUGGGAUCAUUGACCUGUGAGACAGUGACCUUGGGUGAAAUGGUAAAGGAUUCUUCUCAUUUCCCAUGCUGAGGCCCAUUGUUAGGUAGCCGAUGUGAUCAAUGUUUAAAUAUGUUUACUAUACGUAUAUUAUUUAUUACAAAUUUAUUUUUCUUUCAACUACCAUGUCUGUUGAUGGGGGAAACGGAAAAUUUCACGUUUUCUGGAAUUCAAUAUUUGGAAUUCUUUUCUCCUCAUUAUUUAAGAAUUCGAAAGGAUUCAAAUUUCCGAAAUUUAAUGCUGGGAAAGUCAAAUUUCAAGAAUCGAUUUUUCAGAACUUCUUUAUUGGAAAUUUUGUUCAACGGUAAUUCAACAAUCGGAAAUUCAGAACUUGAAGAUUUAUGUUCUGGGAAUUCAGUACCAGAAAUUAACUUUAAAAAAACUUAAAAAAAAAAAAACGUUAAUGUAUUUUUUACUGAUUUUAUUCCCGCAGUUUAAAAUGUUUUUCAGAACUUAGUUUUCCUAGUAGCCUUGACCAAGUAGGUCACCGUGAUGUAUCAUCCAUCAUUUGGUAUCACCACUGUGUAUCACCACUGUGUGUCACCAUUGUGUGUCACCAUUGUGUGUCACCAUUGUGUGUCACCACUAUAUGUCACCGAUGUUUUUCAUCAUUCAUCUUGUGAUAGCUUACCAUGAUCACCAUCACCAACAAAAAAAACGGUUGUGUCUAAAAUUUCACCAUCAAUUCACACAUCACCUCAACUUUGACGUCGCCACAAACUAACAUCACCACAAAUUCACAUUAACAGAAUUUAACAUAAUUACAGUUUGACACUUCCAAAAAUAGAUCAACCUCACCUCACCAUCAUCUGUCAACUUUACAAUCAAUACACCAACAUAAUUAUCAACUUUACAAUCAAUACGCCAACAUAACUAUCAACUUUACAAUCAAUACGCCAACAUAACUAUCAACUUUACAAUCAAUACACCAACAUAACUAUCAAUUUUACAAUCAAUAAACCAAUCAUAAUUAUCAACUUUACAAUCAAUACACCAACAUAACUAUCAACUUUACAAUCAAUACACCAACAUAACUAUCAACAUUGCAAUCAAAACACCAACAUUACUAUCAACAUUAUAAUCAAUACACCAACAUUACUGUCAACUUUGCCAUCAAUACACCAACAUAACUAUCAACAUUGCAAUCAAAACACCAACAUUACUAUCAACAUUAUAAUCAAUACACCAACAUAAGUAUCAACUUUACAAUCAAUACACCAACAUAACUAUCAACCACUCCACACCACGAAACCCACAAUACUCAAGAAUGAGCUCUUCAAACAUAAUCUCUAAACAAACAUCAAUUUCUUGUAAUGAUAUCCAUAUUUAUAACUUUAAAAUUGGUAUUUAGUUGGUAGUUCAAGUUUUAAAUAAGAUGAUUUAUUUCUAACACUAUCCACCAAUUAGAAAUACACGUUAAUUUUUUCAUUUAAUUUUUUUUUUUCAUUUUUUUAUAAAAUGGUUAUUUCAAUAAAAAUUUUGU